Linum tenue is the source of this 1374-nucleotide messenger RNA. NCBI's taxonomy places the organism in Eukaryota, Viridiplantae, Streptophyta, Magnoliopsida, Malpighiales, Linaceae. The record is from the annotation of a GenBank genome assembly.
UCAAAAUUUUGUCUUCCUCUCUCCCUCUCUCUCUCUCUCUCUACUCUCCUCUCUCAGUCUGAAUCCACGGACUUAUGGCCAUCAGCUUUGCUUUUAAAACCCCCCAUUGAUAAUUAACUAUGCUGCAUUCAUAACUCACUCACCCCAUUUUUGUUUCAGAGGCAAAUGUAGUGAUUGGCAGUUGGGAACUUAGUAAUAUGGCUUAAAUUAGCUGCAAAAGUACAAAUUUUGGCUUCUGGGUUCCGUUCAUUCUUCCCUUUUCUCUUCUGGGAUUCUGGGGGAUUUUGAUUUUCCUGAAGGAGGAAUGGAAAAUGGGAGGAGUUUGAAAUCAUGUUCAUCAUCAUCAGGAGCUUCAUCAAGUGGGUCUUCUUCGUCAGUUGGGGUUGUUGUAGUUGGGCCAGUGAGCCCAAAGUCCCCUCCUUCUGGUUCACUGGAUUUGUAUGGCAAGAGAAGGCAGCUUGUUAAGGUUCAAGUCUUGGAAAGAGAGAUUGCCCUCCUUCAAGAAGAGUUGAAAGCUGUGGAAAUCCUUCAACCAGCUUCAAAGUGCUGUAGAGAGGUUCAUGAAUAUGUUGAUGGUAGACAGGAUCCUUUCAUCUCAAUAAAAGAGGAGCCUCAUCAGUUGCAUAAGCCUUGCCUCUCCUGGAAGCAACUAUGUCUACCAUGGGUUUGCUGCCUCGGUGAAUGCCAAUGCCACGUUCAACUCCCCAAAUGCCUGUCCUGUUGCACCUGCCGCCGGCGUCACAACAGCGGCCACCGUCAAUCCGACUCCAACUCCAAGUGUUGUAGUUGUUGGGGUAAACCAACUUGCAAGAGUGGCAGCUGCAACGGUUGUGGCCUAAUGAAAAGUGCAUCAUCUUGUCUAUCUUGUAGUAACUGUCCAAAGGUGAACGGUUGUUGUCCUAGUUGUUCAAACAGUAGCUGCUGCUACAAGUCGUGCUGCUGUCUAUGAGUUUAGCAGCUAGAAGAUCGAUGUCCAUUUUGAAUGAUAACAAUGAUAAUACUAUGAGGAGUGACAGCCAAAGGGUUUGAAGUUGCUCUGUUUUCUUCAGUUGCGAGCUUUGGGUUUUCUUAUGGGAAUCAGUUUGUUAACUAUCUGGGUUCUGCCCUCUUCUUCCUCAUGGUCUGUUGGCAAUACUUAGGAUUGGGCCUCUGAGCCCUUCCCGAGCUCCUCGGCCCAAUACAGAAUCCCCGUCACCCAUGCCACUGCAGCUACCUCUACUACCCAUAUCAUAUCACCCUUAGCAAGCAAUCGAGCCCAAUGAAAACAAAACCGAAAAUGGGCUAGAGUCUUCUUGGUACAAUUUUUUUUUGGUUUAUUCUAUCACUCAACAAGGAGGCCUCUACUCUUUUUCCCCCUUUCAAUUUUCAUAGGUA